AGGAAUGUAGUAUACGAGUAUGUUUUGACGAAAAGUAGUGCACGUUUGACGAGAAGGGAUAUCUACGCGAGUCGGAAGUGACGUUUUGGGGAAUCACCGGUCUGCAGUGGAUUGACGAAAUCGACAAGUUUAGCAGAUCCAUCAGCAUACGAAAAGACAAUGCGGCUGACCGUUAAAGUACUGAACGGAGACGAGUGUACCAUUGCCGCAUCGCCCAGCAGCUAUGUUACGGACAUCAAACAACAGGUGGCAGCCCUCAUGUCUAUUCCCAUCGCUAACCAGAAGCUGCUGUACAAGGGGAAACCUAUGACAGACAACAAACAACUGAGUGAGUACAAUAUAGAAGAUGGCAGCAAGCUGACUGUGGUUUCACGUCCUGGCUCGGCCAGCUCAGCUGACAGUGUUUCAAAGACAGUGAGUUCAGACACAGAUGUAAGCGCCCCUGUCUGGACCAAACUGCAGACAUUCCUACGCAGACAUUAUACAGAGAAGGAUGCAGACUUAGUACUUGCAGAAUUUAGAAAGGAUUUCAACAAAGGCCUGGCCAGCAUGAGUUUAGAUGACAUAGAGAGACUAGCAGCCUCUAAAAUCCGGGGCACGGGAGAAAGAUAGUAGUGUUUGUGUGAGAGGAAGACGAACAGACUCGACCUUCAACCUACAGUUGUGAUAAUGUCGAUGCCUAAUCAUUUGAUUGAACGCAAAACAAGAACAGCUUGAAGAUAAUAUAUCUGUUACCAUGGUUACCAACAACAUGAAGUGAAAUCCGUGUGUUUCACAAGGAAGUCAUAAGGAUUAAAUAAUUAGAGUACAA
Molecule: messenger RNA, 811 nt
Organism: Haliotis rufescens (red abalone)
Lineage: Eukaryota; Metazoa; Mollusca; Gastropoda; Lepetellida; Haliotidae
Product: ubiquitin-like protein 4A
Exons: 5
Coding region: 160-612 (150 amino acids)
Biological process (GO): post-translational protein targeting to endoplasmic reticulum membrane
Molecular function (GO): protein binding
Source: RefSeq, a predicted model, not a curated record